UAGAGUUUGUAUCACUCAAAUCUAGGAAGGUGAGUAAGAUCGUGUAUGUACAUGUGUAUAUUCAUACUGCUUCAAUAGGUAUGUUGAGAUCAAUCCCUAUCGAAAUGUGUUCUAUCAUAUCCGCUAAUAUUGAAAAGCAGUCCUUCCUGAGUUUCGAAAAAGCGCGCUCCUCUAUCCUUGGCGAASGUGAUAUUCUGAACAAAAAUUAUGGCCAGAUUUUUACAUURAGCACAUGCGAGCAAUUUACAACAGACGAAAAAAAACACGAAGUUACUUCCAAAUCAGUGGAAAGUCCAUUUGGUUUGCUGGAAGAACUUUUUCCAGAAGAUCCUUGGCGGGUCCUUAUUUGCACAAUGUUAUUAAACAAGACCCAACGAAAACAGAAUCUUGACGGAACUUUGUUUCAUAUUUUUCAGAAGUGGSCAACGGCAGAGUCGGUUGUGCASGAUGCGGCGAACAACGAAGAAGCUGUUCGUCUUUUUGUCUUCGCUCUGGUGCGACCGGCAGGGUUGGGUCGCUCUAAGGCCAAAGCAUUUGUGCAGCUUUCCAGGGACUAUGUAGCGCUAUUGGCCAGAAAAAAUUACCUCAUUGACACGUUGCAAGAUCUUGAAACGAUCGCAGCUAAAAACCGCGGUGAUCGGAAAGGAGUCGAGUUUGAACUGACGCGGACGGAAGUGAAGCAACUUUUCAAUUGCGGGAAUUACGCAGCCGAUGCCUACCAAAUAUUCAUUCGGAAAGAUUUCGAGUCGCCCUUGUWUUCUAACGAUCAGAUGCUUUUGUCUUAUGUAGGAUGGAAAAGAAGUUUGCGUUCUAAUAAUGAACACUGCAUUUAGUGCCUUUUUAUUUCAAUUUUAUUUUUCGAUGUAUUAUGCGUCCGCCCAUUAGCGUAAAUAGAAAUCAAUUUGUCUU
This is a messenger RNA of Pseudo-nitzschia multistriata, 909 nucleotides long. Lineage: Eukaryota; Bacillariophyta; Bacillariophyceae; Bacillariales; Bacillariaceae. The record is from the annotation of a GenBank genome assembly.